UUCGGCAACAAGAUGCCGCUCAUCAUCCUCACGGGCCUGCCGACGUCGGGCAAGUCGACACGGGCGAAGCAGCUGCAUGACUACCUCACCACCCGCAUCGCCGGGACAAAGUACCGGCUGCACCUGAUAUCAGACGACUCCCUCUCAAUAUCGCGCUCCGUCUACGAUCUGUCCACCGUGCCGGUGCACGCGAGAUCGGCCAACGCGAGCGAAAAGGACGCGCGGGCGGCCAUCUACGGCGCCGUCAAGAGGGUGCUGAGCGACAGGGACAUUGUCAUACUCGACGGCCUCAACUACAUCAAGGGCUGGCGGUACCAGCUGCACUGCGAGGCAAAGGCCGUUCGAACGCCGAGCUGCAUAUUGCAGAUUGGGUGUACCAAGGAGCGCGCGCAGCAGGUCAAUGAGGCAAGGCUGAAACGAAGCCAGGCUGCAGCUGCAGCUGAUCAAGGGGGCGUCGACGAUGCGUCAUCCGGCGACACGGCAGAGGCGUAUGAGCCUGCCAACUGGGAGAACCUCGUCUUCCGGCAUGAGGAACCGAAUCCAAUGACUCGCUGGGACAGCCCUCUGUUCACAAUCAUAUGGGAGGACGACGAGGAGCAGGUCAAGAAGACAUUUGACUCCCUCUGGGAAGCCAUCGCCGGUGACGGUCGUAAGAUCAUCAAGCCGAACCAGGCCACGGAGCAGCGAGGGCGCGAUGCAAGUGGCGACUACCUGUACGUGCUGGACCGCGAGACGCAGGAUAUCGUGAAGCGGAUCCUGGACCAGCAGGGCGACGACGGCGGCGGCGAGGUCAAGGUGCCUCUCAGCAGCGGCGGUGGCAAGAAGGAUCUGGUUGUCGAGCUGCCGGCGACGAGGAAGACUGGUCUGCCGGAGCUGCAGAGGCACAGGAGAGCUUUCAUGGCGCUGAACAGAGGGGGCAUUGGGCUGGAGAAGGUGACCAACAUGGCUGCCGACACGUUGAGGGAGUCGUUUGUCAACUACCUCAACAAUGCUUUCGAGAAUGAAUAGCAU
Trichoderma citrinoviride is the source of this 1011-nucleotide messenger RNA. RefSeq names its product chromatin associated protein KTI12. The transcript is spliced from 2 exons. The record is from RefSeq and is a predicted model, not a curated record. NCBI's taxonomy places the organism in Eukaryota, Fungi, Ascomycota, Sordariomycetes, Hypocreales, Hypocreaceae. The coding region runs from base 13 to 1008 and encodes 331 amino acids.